AUGUGGUAUAAGCAUGUCCUUGAGGCAUUUGUUCUUGGAAUUGCUGUUGUGGUGCCAUUCACUGGUCUACAGAAAUUUCCUGAUGGCUGUGGCUUUAAACAAUGGAUGGGCAACAAUUCCAAAGCCCUUAUGAAGGUUUUCAUUCUGGCUAUCAAAGGCCACAUACCUCAAGACAUGAUGCAUGCAUUUCGUGUGCUUUUAGAAUUUUGUUAUAUUGCAUGGCGCAACAUAAUUACUGAAACCUCUUUGGAUCAACUCAAAGAUGCACUUGCUUGGUUUCACCACUACCACCAGAUCUUCAAAACCACAGGCACACACAUUAAGGCAGUGAAACAACCUUGGAGGUGGUCUAGCAAGCAUAACACCAUUGGCCAAAUGCUUUUGGCUAACCAACGCCUUGACAAACUCACAGCAUCUCAUGUAGACUUCACUGCUUGUGCGAUGCUCAUUGGCUCUGUAUUAUCAAGAGCUGUGGCUGCUCUGCAUAAUGAAGUUGUUGAUGGCCUGACUGUACUGCUCUCAUUUGUAAAGCUUGCAAGGACUCCUUCACUAGCAGAUGAGGUCAACAUACCAUACCUGCCAUGCCUUAUCCAUUAUUUUCUACUUCAUGUCUUUAAUUCUGCUACUGUGACUUUUUAUGUGUCAAGUGAUCCCAGCAGCAUUAGUGGCAUGCAACAAGAACAGAUCCAUGCAUGUCCACUCUGGUGGAAUGUCUAUGCCUACCUUGAAGGGAUGAAAGGGCUUGAAGUUGCCAGAGUCAGAUUUUUUUUUCCUUCAGAUACAAUUGGGCCACCAUGUAUCCAUGUACUCUUGUUCAUUGGUUCAAUAAGGUUGGUGACUCCCAAUGAGGAUACUGGCAUGUGGAUAAUCUGUCCAAGUGUUUGUGACAAUGGCACCCCAAACCUCACUGUUAUUCAUAUCAAGACCAUUUACGAUGCAGUGCACUUAAUCCCUGUCUACGGUCCUGAUUUCAUUCCUAAUGACAUUGAGUAUUCUCAUUGUUAUGAUGCUUUCUGCUUAUUCUAUGUCAACAAAUACACUGAUUACCAUGCAUUCAAGGUAGUGUCAUGA
Suillus subaureus is the source of this 1071-nucleotide messenger RNA. RefSeq lists its product as uncharacterized. The record is from RefSeq and is a predicted model, not a curated record. Bases 1 to 1071 code for a protein of 356 amino acids. The transcript has 7 exons. Lineage: Eukaryota; Fungi; Basidiomycota; Agaricomycetes; Boletales; Suillaceae.